AUGUCUUCAGACACCAUCCCCUCUGCUCCCGAAGGAAACGAGUACUAUGAGAUUCGAGAGGUGCCCGGAAAAGGCUAUGGAUGCUUCGCGCUAAAGGCCAUUCCGCGUGGUACUCGUAUCCUGGAGGACGAGCCACUGCUGAUUGUGCCCAUAUGGAGAUACCUACAAUCGGACAUUGAAAAGGCGGCUGCUGGGAUGACGCCGGAACAGAGAAAACUCUACUUUUCUCUGCAUUCGGGACACGGGCAGGAUCCGAAGAAGUGGCCAUCCAAGAUCCACGACACGGUCCCAGCGAUGGAGCGUCAGCGCAUCCUAGAGCAGCACGCGGCUAGAGUUGGUAAGGAAGCAACAUUGAUUAGCAUUUUCCAGAUCAACUGCAUGGAAAUGGGCGAUGGGGCGGCAGUGUUUGGCCAUGCGUCGCGGUUCAACCACUGUUGCAAUCCAAAUGCCCUCUUCACGUGGAACGCAGCGAUUCACAAAGAGACGAUCCACACCAUGAAGGACGUGGCUGCAGGCGAGGAGAUUACGCUGUCGUACUGCGACAUGACCCACGACAAGCCGUCGCGAACGUACGAGCUCAAGCACUACGGCUUCGUGUGCGACUGUCCGGCGUGUGCAGGAGACGAAAACGACGAGUCGAGUUUCGCAAACCAGAGUGCCGUGAGGCGCUUCAGGCUGCAGGAACUGGAACAUGAGACGCGUUACUGGCGCGGUUCCCGGCUGCUCGAGGGGGCGCAAAAACCCGAGUUGGUCAAUAGACUGCUUCAGAUGGCGGCGCUGCACAACCUCGAAGGCGAAUACAGUGCCCGGCUGGCUGCCGUGUACCUGGACAUUGCCCUCGUGUGCGAGUGCAACAACGAUCUUGUGAUGGCUGAGAGAAGUGCCGUGAAGGCGGUACAGGUCAAAGAGGGCUGCCAGGGCAAGGAUUUCCCCAACUAUGCAAAGUAUGCAGAGGCGCUGCAUCGGAUCAGGGCGAAGUUGGCUGCGCAGGCGGGCCAAGAGCGUGCCCAGGCAUAG
This is a messenger RNA of Exserohilum turcica Et28A, 1017 nucleotides long. RefSeq lists its product as uncharacterized. The record is from RefSeq and is a predicted model, not a curated record. Lineage: Eukaryota; Fungi; Ascomycota; Dothideomycetes; Pleosporales; Pleosporaceae. Bases 1 to 1017 code for a protein of 338 amino acids. The transcript has 3 exons. Gene Ontology annotation, molecular function: protein binding.